AUGGGUCGACGUCCAGCUCGUUGUUAUCGCUACAUCAAGAACAAGCCUUACCCAAAGUCGAGGUUCUGUCGAGGAGUGCCGGAUCCAAAAAUUCGCAUCUUCGACCUCGGAAAGAAGAGGGCCGAUGUCGACGAAUUUUCCGCUUGUGUUCACAUGAUCUCCAAUGAACGAGAACAUCUUUCAUCAGAAGCCUUGGAAGCUGCCCGUAUUUGCGCCAACAAGUACAUGGUGAAGAACUGCGGUAAAGACGGUUUCCAUCUUCGAGUCCGAAAACAUCCCUUCCAUGUAACCCGAAUCAACAAGAUGUUAUCCUGCGCCGGCGCUGAUCGGCUACAAACAGGAAUGAGAGGAGCCUAUGGAAAACCUCAAGGAUUGGUGGCCCGUGUAGACAUCGGCGACUUCUUGUUCUCGGUCCGAGUCAAGGAAAAUAACGUGAACCACGCCAUCGAGUCAUUCCGUCGUGCCAAGUUCAAAUUCCCUGGCCGUCAAUUCAUCGUCGUCUCCCGCAAAUGGGGUUUCACAAAAUGGAACAAGGAUGAGUACGAGAAAAUGCGAGCUGAGGGACGCCUUCAAUCCGAUGGUGUUGGGGCUAGAUUGGUCCAAAAGAUGGCAUUCUCGCCUUCUUCGAUGUCUGAGGAUGGUGAUGGCAUGAAACGUGAGGAGAAAGUUUGUCGUGUUUGUGGGGACCGAGCAAUUGGUUACAACUUUGGCAUCGUUGCUUGUGAAUCAUGCAAAUCCUUUUUCCGUCGGCAAGCUGCUCGUAGUAAUGAGUUAAAAUGUCCGUUUCAUGGCGUUUGUGAAAUCAACAUCAAUUCAAGGCGUUUUUGUCAAGCAUGUCGACUCAGGAAAUGCUUUUUGAUGGGCAUGUCGACGGAACUCUUGAAAAGAUGCGAAAAAGAGCCGUCAAACAGCCAGCCGAAGAAACGGUUAAAAGUGACAGUCAAUGAGGUGGAAGAGGCUGUGAACGAUGAUUCGUCGGACGAAGUGACAGUAUCGAAAGAAGUUCUUCAAGAACUCAUCAGAAAGACCAAAUCAGGAAGAAAGCUUGAUGAAUGUUUUUGUCAAUGCAAAUGUGGUUUCUAUCCAAAAGGAACGAAGUUGGUCGCAAAACAGGAUCCACACAAUCCACCACUUCCCAAUCUACAAAUUCCCAACUCUCCGAAGGACAAUAAUCCACAAAGCCCCGUUUUUAAGCAACUACCGCAGUUCGCUCAGUCACCUCAAUCGAUGUAUCUACCGGGUCAGCUCACGCCACCAAUUCACUUUAACUGGUACAAUCCAAGCUUGGCGGCCGGGAUCUCGAGAAUGCAAACGGCGUCAAUACCGAGUUCUUUCCCUCCCAUUCCGUCAAACAUUUCCUACAUGGGACAAAGCUCAAACGCUCGCUUACUUCAAGUAAGCCCUACUUCAACAUUAAGUGAUGCCCUUGCUUCAUUCUCCACUUCCGCUUCAACAAGUAAAGAAAGCUUCGACUAUUCAGCAGAAUCGAUUUUGCCAAAUUUGAACAAGGAAAAUCAGGAGUUGCUUCAGGAAUUGAUCAAAGCCAAUGAGUGUCUAAAGGCUCCACUCGAAAUCGAGGCUGAACAAGAGCUUUCACUGAUGGAAGUUGUCAAUAUCACGAAUUUGGCACUACGAAGAAUCAUUGUAAUGGCAAAGGAACUGCGUUCAUUCCAAUCGCUCACCAAUCAAGAUCAAAUCAAUUUGAUAAAAGGUGGAGCGAGUGAAUUGCUGAUCAUUCGUGGAGUGAUGGUCUUUGAUCCGACAAGAAAUGGAAGCUCGGAAAUGCAAGUGAAACUUGAAAUCCUUCUCCGCUCGCCGAUCGCUCAACAACAUUAUGAAGAGCAUAAAAAAUUCUUGACUUCAUUUGGUGAAAGGAUUCGUCGAAACGAGGCCGUGAUGCUUUGUGUCGUGGCAUUGGUUCUCUUCUCGCCCGAUCGUCCUCUUUUGUCAGAUCAACAACGAGUGGCCACCGCUCAGCAGAUGUACUAUCAGUUGUUGCUCAAAGUCCUUGAAAGUGUGUUCCCGAGUUCUUUCGAGGCUCGAUCGGCUUUCGAGAAUCUUCUGGCUAGACUCAUCGAUUUGAAGAAAAUCAACGAGGGACUAUUGUCGAUUUAUUAUCGAUUAGAUCCAAAUCAACUAGAUCCUUUGCUUCUUGAGCUUUUUGAUUUGAAAACGAUGCCU
This is a messenger RNA of Mesorhabditis belari, 2181 nucleotides long. NCBI's taxonomy places the organism in Eukaryota, Metazoa, Nematoda, Chromadorea, Rhabditida, Rhabditidae. The record is from the annotation of a GenBank genome assembly.